UCGAUAUAUACAGGUUAAUAAUUAUUCUUCGUAUAUUUUGUGAUUUAUAAAUACGAAUACCCAAGAAAUAAGAAGAGUAAUAUUUCUUAACGUAUACCUUUGACAUUUCUUAUUCCAAUGGCACUGACAGGACCUGACUUACCGAAAGUUCCAAUUCCUUUAAAAUCUAUACAACACUAUUUAACAAUUGCGUCGAAACAUGAUCAGCGAGACAGCGUUGUUAGCUAUUGGUGUCGCUUGUAUGCCCUUCAAACUGGAUUGAAAUUUUCAACUAAGACAUCAGAGGAGACCAAUUUUUUCUUGAAGCUAAUGGACUGGUUGGAAGCAACAAAGAAAGAAUUGCAUGACAAUGAAGCUAUUACUAAUGAUGUAGCUGCUCAAGCGCACUUAGAAAAUUGGGCUUUAAAGCUUUUUUUAUAUGCUGAUAAAAAUGACAGGGCUGCAAAUUUUUCUCAGAAAGUAGUACAGAGUUUCUAUACCGCUCAGAUGUUGUACGAUGUAUUGACAUUGUUUGGAGAAUUGAGUGUAGAAGCUGCACAGAAUCAGAAGUAUGCUCAAUGGAAAACAGCUUAUAUUCAUGAUUGUUUAGCAAAAGGAGAGACUCCAAUACCAGGACCAUUUAAAGAAACAAAUAAUGAAAAUGAUUCGGAUGAAGUAUCAAAUGACAAUGAAGAGGCUAAAUCAAAUGUAAGUCCUGCAAGUCCUAAGGAUAAUACUUCGCUAGACAUUCCAUCUGUUCCUCCAAAUCCACCAACUACAAGAAUACAGUCAUUUGAGUCAGAAGAUGAUACAUAUAAAACGGAAAGUGGUGCUAAGUUGUCAGUUGAGCAAAUAAGCAAGGCUCAGAAACUUCUCAAAUGGGCAAGUAGUGCAUUGGACUAUGAUGACGUAGCUACUUCUGUAAUGAAUCUUCGGAAAGCUCUGCAUCUUUUAACUACUGGUCAGGAAUCCAUGUAGAUGAACGAAAUGUAUAUAGAAAACACACGUACAGUAACUUACAAUUAUGUUACAUGUUAUUGCUAACGUAUUUAAUGGUCAUAAUAAAAGAUAUUACACUAAUAUUUUAAAACUUUUACAACCUUCGGGUACAAUUAGUAGAAAAUGAAUAAAAAAAAGGCAUAAUUACUAAAAAACUAGUCAAAUCAACCUCGAG
Molecule: messenger RNA, 1153 nt
Organism: Cyphomyrmex costatus
Lineage: Eukaryota; Metazoa; Arthropoda; Insecta; Hymenoptera; Formicidae
Gene: Vta1
Product: vesicle trafficking 1
Exons: 4
Coding region: 118-957 (279 amino acids)
Biological process (GO): late endosome to vacuole transport via multivesicular body sorting pathway
Cellular component (GO): multivesicular body
Source: RefSeq, a predicted model, not a curated record